AUGCUCCCUGCAUUACAAAAAUCCCAACCUGCUCCAUUGACCGCCAAAGACGCCUUUACCCUCCCUAGUCAUCAGGGGGGGCUCUUGGAUUCCUUUAAAAGGACAGGACUAUGAGGAGUUUCUAAUGUUUACAACUGUCUCAAGGAAGCAUCUACAGGAGGCAGGGAGGCAGUGGCAUGUAUUCCAGGCUUCCCCACAAAAAUUACCAAAAAUAAAUACAGAAAAUAUUUUGUUUAAUAAUUUCCCUUCAAUUCGCAAGGGGCUGAAUGUAUCUCACAGGAGAAAGCAUUCGAGUGAGAGAAACACACCCCUCUGUCUCUCUACGUGUAGGCCAUCUAUCUGAUACUGUCUGGUCCAAAGGAGUAUGACAUUGUUGCCGCCCGUAGCAUUGAAUGCAAGGGAAGCCAGCGACCAUUUGGCCUCCCUUGACAAAAAAAUAUAUAAAGAAUUAGCCAAUCAGUGUUGCUCUAAACUGAGCGAGCUCAACUGUGAAUGGUCCUGGCGAAAGGGAAAAAAAAGUGUCACGGGAAGCCAGCUUGAAUUUGGCAUCGCUCCUAUCAAAUCGCUUUGAGAGCAUACGUCAUUAUUAGAAACAACUUGAAUUGUUGCAUCUCGUUGUGUUGUUGUCCUCCGGUGGCUAGCUAGCUAAAAUUGUCCCUUUCCUAAAUUAGCCAUGGAUGGAGAUAGGGAUUUGGACUUGUGGUUUUACUUAAUUCUCCGUACUGGCCAAUGAUCUCAUCUCAUAUGUAUAUACUGUAUUCUAUACUACUGUAUUUUAGUCAAUGCCACUCCGACAUUGCUCGUCCUAAUAUUUAUUUAUUUCUUAAUUCCAUUAUUUUACUUUUAGAUUUGUGUGUAUUGUUAGAUACUACUGCACUGUUGGAGCUAGGAACACAAGCAUUUCGCUACACCUGCAGUAACGUCUGCAAAAAAUGUGUCUGUGACCAAUACAAUUUGAUUUGAUUUGAUUAUAACGGCGAUUCUGAUCCAACCAUUAAUUGAUACAUUGUUGUGCCCCUGGCCUGAGAGGAUGUAAGUUCAAUAUGUACAGUAGCUAGAUGCAGAAGGCUAAUGUUAACUAGCUAACGUUGCCCAUGAAUGGAAGUUAGGCUAGCAAGCAAGCAUUUUAGCCAACAUGAAAGAGAAGAGGAUGGCAUUGGCGUUUCUCUAAGUAGGAUGAAUCAACAUGUUUUUAUACUUGCACGAACGCGCUCGCGGGCAAACAGAAAUCAGAACCAUGGACAGCCACAUCAUAUUUAGCUUAUGUUGAUUGGAUUCAAUUAUUUUUGCUAUCUUUCAGUUGUCACUGUAUUAGAUGUUAAAUGUUGAAGUUGAAAUGGUGCUGGAAUAGUGGAGGCAGCUCAUAUUUUCUUUGCGACUUGCGGUAACUCUCUGUGGUUCUAAAUCAAUAGUUGUUUAGUGGUCCGAAAAUGUCAGAAACAUGAACUUGCUUAACCAUGCUGUAGGUCAUGUAACUGUCUGUUACAUGCAAUAUGAGUUGUGGACUACACCGGACAGAGGUUGCUAUCCGGUUUUGUGAUAAAACAAAGGUGUGGUUGAAUUUAUUCUGCCACUGUCUUCUUAUUUUCACGGCCUUUAGGCCUAUAUAUCACGGUAACGGCAUAUGAUUUAAUAGCAAACAACGCAAUUAUCACAACAGGUUGGAAUAUGGCUUUUAGGGAUCUUGGCUUCCCCAUUGAUUUUACCCCACACACCGCUACUACAGCUCAGUGGAUCGUGAGUCAACAGAUUCCAAACCAGUCCCAGAAUUUGUCACAGCUGCGGUCUCUGCUGAGGAGCCGGUAUGGUUCGGCCAGCGCCACAGAUCUAGUCAAUGACGAGCCCAUGUGUGAGGAGGAUUUCUGCAGCUACCAAGAUCUUCACAAGCAGACUGAGAAGCAGAGGGCCCUUCAGAGCAGCAUGGCUGAGACACCUCUUCCAGUAUACUAUAGGCAAGGAGACGAAACCUACCCUAAUAUUUCAUGUUGA
Molecule: messenger RNA, 1989 nt
Organism: Coregonus sp. 'balchen'
Lineage: Eukaryota; Metazoa; Chordata; Actinopteri; Salmoniformes; Salmonidae
Source: the annotation of a GenBank genome assembly